UCGGUUGAUAUACGUUUAAUUGAUAUUACAAGUUAUUCUAAUUUUUACUAUUGUUUGAAUGGUGGAAAUUGAAAUAACUCUUAUUCAAUAUUUAUUAAAAAAAUUUUAUACAUUGUGGUUGACGUUUCAAUGUGUGAGGUUAUAUUUUGAGAAUGUAAACAACUUGAGUUGUUAAACAUCAAAAUAAAGCAAAAUUCACCAAUGAUUUGGCCUGAAAACUUAUGUAGACUUUGUGGAAUUAUUAGCUCAGUCCAACAUUCGGUUUUCAAGCUAGUGGGAAAUGUAACAAUUGAAUAUAAAAUCAAGAAAUGUCUGAAUAUUUCUAUAUUCAAAGACGAUUACAAACCUCAACAAAUCUGCAACGAUUGUUUACUAAAAGUUGAACAGUUCUCAGAUUUUGUCGACGUCUGUAUAGAGGCGAAUCAAAGACUUGAUUCUCUGCUUGUGAGUAGGAAUUCCUGGUCAGAAGUAAAAAGCUCCAAUGUACCCUUGUAUAUCCAACAGAGAAGUGUGAUAGUCAAUUUGAAGAAUGGUAUUGAAAAUUAUACAAACGAGUCCAUAGAUUCAUUGCCUCUAGAAAAUCUUAAUGUACCUUUGCAAGAUGAUGUGCUACAAAUUGUUGAAAAUACAAACAUAUAUACAACAAAUUUACAAGAUAAUAUAACAAAUUACAUGAAUACAGAAACAAGAUAUGUACCAUAUUAUCCAGAGUGCAAUAGUACAGUCUUGAGGCAUUCUUCUAAUGUAGAAAGUUUACAUAACAAUUUAUAUUCGGAUAAUGACAUGAAUUAUGGGUUUACUAAUAAAGAUAACGCACCUCAUGAAUUGAUCAAUAAAACUUGUACCGAUUAUUUCUCGACUGAAAAUCAACUAAAUUUCGAUAAAUGUUUUGAUGAAAAUAUUGAUGUUGUUAAUUUCAAUACAAGGGAUGAAUGCGUUCAAACUGAGGAUAUAUUGAAAUGUAAACCCACAGAAAACUUGGUGUCUGUAGAGUCAGUUAGAAAUAGGUUGAAUUUAACAAAUGAAAUUGUUACAACUAAAGCUAAACCGCAAAAACAACAUAAAUGCCCACACUGUGAUAGAAUAUUCAUGAGAAGGAUUUCUUUGAAUUCUCAUAUAGCUAUACAUACUAAAAACCGACCUUUUGUGUGUUCAAAAUGUGGAAAGACAUUUCCCAUCAAAAGCGAAUUAACUGUACAUAAAAAAAUACAUUCUGAUCAGUACCAAUGUAAAAUUUGUCUGAAAACUUUUGUGGUGCCAAGCAAACUAGAAAGACAUCUCAGAACACACACUAAAGAAAGACCAUUCAAAUGUAAUUUUGUUGGUUGUGAGAAAACAUUUUCUGACCGAAGUAAUCUAUUCGAGCAUAAGAGCACACACCAAGAGACUAGAAAUUUGAAAUGUGCAAGUUGUGAAAAAUAUUUUAAAACAAAGAGUCAGCUAAAAAGCCACAAACUUAGUCAUAAGUCUGAUGUUUCAUACACCUGUGAUAUUUGUAAAAAAUCUUAUAAGUAUAAAACUAACCUGUUCUUACAUUUGAAAAAACACACUGGUUAUACUUGCCCUUUUUGUAAUUUAAAUUGUGAAAAACUCUCAGUUUUAGUCAAACAUAGGAAAAAGUGCAAUAAAAAUGAAGCAAAAUAGUUAUUGUCUUUUUUU
Messenger RNA from Harmonia axyridis, 1659 nucleotides. Its product is annotated as zinc finger protein 84-like. Gene Ontology annotation, molecular function: zinc ion binding. Lineage: Eukaryota; Metazoa; Arthropoda; Insecta; Coleoptera; Coccinellidae. The record is from RefSeq and is a predicted model, not a curated record. Gene Ontology annotation, cellular component: nucleus. Bases 202 to 1644 code for a protein of 480 amino acids. The transcript is spliced from 2 exons.